GAUUUGUUUAGUUUUCAUGAUGUCCAAUACAUUCUUAAGGACUGUUCUCUUAACUCUUUACGUAAUGAUCCUGUGACUAAGGCAUUAGACUUGUAUUAUCCCAUGUAUAACCCACAACAAAAGGUUUGCGUUGUUGGUUCUGUUAAUGGAUUGAUUUGUCUUUCCAUCAAGGACUUGGUUUUAUGGAAUCCGUCAAUGAGAUUGUUCAGGCACUUAGCUGAUUCUGGACUUAGAGUUAGCGGUGAUUGUAGUGUCGUCUAUGGUUUUGGAUAUGAUGAUUAUAAGGUAGUUGGUGUGCUUUUUAUGCAUGGAUUUCUCAUUUUGGAGGAUCAUGUUGUGGUCAAAAUAUGUAGUCUAAAGAGCAAUUCUUGGAGUAGUAUGGAUGAUAUUCCGGUUGUGGUGCGAUUGACUAAACCAUUUAAAUUUGUAAAUGGGAAGCUUCAUUGGGCUGGGGUGCUUAGUUGGUCUAAUAAUAUUUAUGGUGGUUUUCAUAAGGACUGGAACAUCGUUUCUAUUGAUUUGGCUGAUGAGAAACCGGGAGAGGUGGAACAGCCUCGCUAUGGAGAAGGAGGCUUUUGUUUGAAUCUUGAAGUGCUGGGAAGUGAUCUUUCUGUUUUAUGUAACUGUAUAAAAAACUAUAUAGAAAGUUACAUGUGGGUUAUGAGAGAGUAUGGAGUUAAAGAGUCUUGGACAAAAAUGUAUACAAUAAAAAAUCGCGGUGAUGUGAUUUCUCUUUUUUUCCCUCAAAUACUUUGCAUAUCAAACAAAGGUGAUAUAUUGCUUGUGCCUGGGUCGACUAUGAUGGUACGGAAUCCAGAGGUUGAACCUAUCAGAUAUCCAAAGGUUACCAACUUUGGUUCUUGUAAUGCAGUGAACAUCUACAUUGAAAGCCUAGUUUGUGCCACCCCUUUUUGGAAUGCACAGAGCAAGAAUAAAGGCUGCUGAAGAUGAAUGACAAUGUGUAGCUAAUGACUUUUCAAAUGUAGAGAAAGACAUUGCAUAUUUUAGGGACAUCCUCACACCACAUCUUCUUGGAGAUCUUAUUUGUCCUUCUCCUCUUUGCAUAUUUUCAUGAAUAGCUUCUUUUUGUGACUCUUAUUUGGUUGUAGUUUUUGGUGUUUAAGGGAAUAUGAUGUCCCUCAACAUAGAGUACGAUAAGGAGCGCCAGGGACAUGAAAAUAACGCAACAUGAAAGCACCAACAACGAUAGGCAUAGCCAUCACCAGGAUUCUAGGGCCUUCACAUCUAUCCUCUUUGAAUUGAAACUUAACAAGUCGCUGGGAUAUAAGAGAAAGAAAUACCUGGAUGAACUACGUUUCAGUUGGAAUUGGGUAGAGGAAAGAGAAGACACAUGGCUUGGAAUGUGGACCCUUUGGAGAAAAAGAAAAAGGAGAGCUUUGGAAGGGUAGAGAUGAAUUUUGGAUAAUUGAGAAGUAGUGUCUUAGCCUUUAUAGGUGCAUCGAUGAGGUCAUGUAUAGAAAACAGGGUGUCUUUAGAAUCAUAUCUUUUUGUAGGUUUUCAACUUUUUGGUAUACUUCUCGUAUAGAGGCUUUGUUAUGCCAAACUUGUUACUUUAUCGGGGAGAAAAGUGAGCCCUAUUUGUUAUGAUUAUG
Molecule: messenger RNA, 1613 nt
Organism: Capsicum annuum
Lineage: Eukaryota; Viridiplantae; Streptophyta; Magnoliopsida; Solanales; Solanaceae
Product: F-box/kelch-repeat protein At3g23880-like
Exons: 2
Coding region: 103-945 (280 amino acids)
Source: RefSeq, a predicted model, not a curated record